Molecule: messenger RNA, 234 nt
Organism: Durio zibethinus
Lineage: Eukaryota; Viridiplantae; Streptophyta; Magnoliopsida; Malvales; Malvaceae
Product: seed maturation protein
Source: RefSeq, a predicted model, not a curated record
AUGUCAGAGGCACAAGGAGCACUGCCAAAGGAGUCGAAGACGGUAACAAUAUAUGAAUCAGUUGAAGGCGGAGAAAAGACUAAAACGGACCUGCGUUCCAAGGAAGACGAGGGUGCCAUUCAGGUUGAUAAGCUAGAAGAAAAGGUGGAAGAUCCCACUGGCAAAGGUGGCCCUAUCUUUGGCUCUCCCAAAGAUGAUAACAAAAAUGAUUUGGGCGUUACUGGCACAGCCUAG